CUACAGGCUGAGAGGCAGCUGCUCUUUCACAAUCACUGAGGGACUCGGCGAGACGCGCGUGUUUACCGAGAUCACACUGUGUCCUUGAGCUGAGUCUCUGGAAGCGUGACGGGGAAGUGGGAGAGCAGGACUUCACUGCCAGGAGAGACCAGGUGGCAUCCAUGGGGCGGAGCCCAGCUGUCAUGUGGACCUGCCUGCUGGGGUCCGGACUGACCCUGGCCUUCUGCGUUAUAACCUCCAUGGCUGAGCCCCAACCCCCGCAGCUGAUUGACUGUGUGUUCCGUCAUCGAGCCAACAUCACCUGCCGCUGGGAGGAUGGUGACACCCUGACGACAAGCUACACUCUGCAUGUUGAUUUAAUGUUUGAACCAGGGAACAGACCUAUAAAGACAUUCACCUGCAGCACAUCUGGAACCAGCUGCACAGUGCAGUUCAGCGACUCUGUGAGGAAUCGCUUUUGCAUCACUAUCAUGGCACACAGUCACAACCGGAACAUAUCAUCAAACCGUCGGUGUCAGUCUGGCAGUAUUGAAGUAAUGUUGCCCCCAGUGCCCAUGAGCAGAGUGAAGUCAGUCAGUGGGAGACCUGAGUGUCUGAAUGUAACCUGGAACCGAACCGUGUCGGUCUUUCCUGUGGCUCUCUCUGAAAUCAAAGAUGGGAAACUGUUGUCCCAGAUAAUUUACACAGCACAGGGGCAGUCCGAUGCUCAGGUGAAAAAUGUGAUUGGGAGAGACACAUGGUUCGAGGUUUGUGACUUCAAGCCUGACACUUUAUACACUGUCAGACUUCGUCACAGGUUCCAGAGUCCAAAGAGUCCCUGGAGCCCGUGGAGCAACGCCUGCCAGGGAAGGACAGGAGAGGAUGCUCCAUCUGCAGCACCAGCCUUCUGGAGGCAAGUGAAACAAACAGACAAGGAUGGUUGGAGGCUCGUCUCACUGCUCUGGAAGGCGUUGCCUCAUUUUCUAGCAAAUGGCAGAGUUCUCUUCUUCAACGUGACGUGUCAGACAGAAGGUGCCCAGGACCUGAGUGAUCUUGGGGGCUGUGGAAAUUUGCACCACACAAGUACUUCCUGUAGCUUGCUCCUGCCUGCUGGACGAUGCUCCUGCGCUCUGACAGCCUCCACCUCUGUAGGGAGCUCACCAAAAGCGCGAGUAUGGCUCAGUGGAGCUUCUGAGACAGAGCCACCACCACCGAGCCAAAUCACUGUGAGUCCACUGGGUGACUCGCGCUUGGAUGUUCACUGGACAACCUCAGUCAAUUGGUUAACGGGUGGCUUUGUGGUGGAGUGGUUUGCUGUCAGAGAGAAGAACAGCGGCAUCCUACACUGGGAAAAGCUGAAUAGUUCCUGCACAGGGCUGGUUAUCACCGAAGGAGUGAAGCCGAUGGAGCGCUAUGCUGUUACUGUCAAAGCACUGUACAAUGAACGAGGGACGGGGCAGAGCAGUACAGUGCAAAUUUACACACGCCAAGGAGCGCCCUCAGCUGGUCCUAAAGUGGUGGUGCAGCAGAUCUCAGGCAGCAGAGUGGAGCUCAAGUGGAGUCCUGUACCUGUAGAGCAGCUUCAUGGUUUCAUCCGCAACUACACAAUCUACUACACAACAGCAAACCGACCAGCCAGGAGGGUGACUGUGCCUGGUCAUGCUCUUCGUCACUCUCUGGAGCAUCUGCCAUCUGGUAACUAUAACAUCUUCAUGAAGGCCAACACUGACGCUGGAGCUGGAGCUGCUGGGCCCAUCGCUAAUGUUCACAUAGGCUCCGAGGAAAUCAAGAUAGUGAUAUAUGCCGUCCUUCCCCUCAUCCUGACGUCAGUGGCGCUGGUGCUGAUGGUCUGCCUCGCCCAGAAUAAGAGGGUGAAACAGAAGCUGUGUCAGAACGUCCCCGAUCCUUCUAACAGCACCUUGGCACACUGGACCCCAAAAAUCACUCUAGAGAGUAUGAAGCAGCCUGCAAUGACAGAGAAAACCAACAUCAAAUGCUCUGAAGUUAUUUUGCUUGGUGAAAGUGAGCUGCAGAACUUCGACCCAGACCAGGACCUCACUUAUGAAACAUACUCCUCUCCUCACAAGUCUCUGCUUCCUGAUUCAGGCGCUCAGACACCUCAAAAUACUAGAAGAUCUGAGAAGAAGUAUGUCAAAGCCUCAACUGCCUCCUGCUCCUCUAUCUACUCCAAUGUCGUCUUCUCUCAGGCGCUCGAUGGUGUCCCUUCACCCUACCUGUGCUAUCUCCAAUCCAAUGACUGGCAGCACAGCACUGUUAGUGACAUUAAGCUGCAGCUAGGUGGCGACAGUGAGCCGUAUGUGUCUCUGCAGGGCAGGAGCACCACCAGAUCUGAUUCACCUCUGUCCCAAGCAGAUGAUCUAAAAACCCUCCAUGUUUUUCUGAGACAGCAUCGAAGUCCUGUGUUCUCCCAUUUGUCCUCCGCCCCGCUCUUUCAACCAGCUGUCACGUCACCUCAACACCCUUUUUCCCAAAGCCUCUGUAACUCCGUCCCGUCGCUGCAGCACGACCCCUUCGCUUGCCCCAGUGACACUUUUACGACACCGUUGUCACCUUAUCUCCACUCUGCGUUAGUGGAUUUCUCCUACUGUCCCGUGGAGUGUGAUCCUUACAUCUCCCCUUCUGUUUAAUCUGAUGCAGGAAAAUAAAACUUGGAUUCGUUUUAUUAGUGUCCAUGAAAAUAUGCACACCCCUUUGACUUUUAAUCAAAACUUUAAACUGACUAUCAUACUAAAAUUUUAGAAUUAUUUUAAAUCAGUUUGAUCAAGAGGUGUC
This is a messenger RNA of Epinephelus fuscoguttatus (brown-marbled grouper), 2772 nucleotides long. Its product is annotated as interleukin-6 receptor subunit beta. Gene Ontology annotation, biological process: cytokine-mediated signaling pathway. NCBI's taxonomy places the organism in Eukaryota, Metazoa, Chordata, Actinopteri, Perciformes, Serranidae. Gene Ontology annotation, cellular component: external side of plasma membrane. Bases 162 to 2627 code for a protein of 821 amino acids. The transcript has 15 exons. The record is from RefSeq and is a predicted model, not a curated record. Gene Ontology annotation, molecular function: protein binding; cytokine receptor activity.